Molecule: messenger RNA, 8617 nt
Organism: Hypanus sabinus (Atlantic stingray)
Lineage: Eukaryota; Metazoa; Chordata; Chondrichthyes; Myliobatiformes; Dasyatidae
Product: ephrin type-A receptor 5-like
Exons: 17
Coding region: 450-3443 (997 amino acids)
Biological process (GO): axon guidance; protein phosphorylation; cell surface receptor protein tyrosine kinase signaling pathway
Cellular component (GO): plasma membrane; neuron projection
Molecular function (GO): ATP binding; protein binding; transmembrane-ephrin receptor activity
Source: RefSeq, a predicted model, not a curated record
AUGAAGAGAGGAAGGAAGAGAGAGAGAGCGAGCGAGCGAACGAGAGAGAGAGAGAGAGAGAGGGAGAGAGAGAGAGAGAGAGGGAGAGAGAGAGAGAGAGAGAGCGCAGUGUCUCAGUCUCCCUCGCUCACUUAUAGGGAAGUGUGUUGAGGGGCAUCGGGAAGGCAGGGCGAGGAUGUGGGGCUGGUGCAGAGAUUAGAACCAGAUAUCCCCAUCUAUCUCCAACUACAACCCGCCUCAAUUCCGCGCGCGCGUGUGUGUGUGCCGUCCUGUCCUCCCUCCCUCUGUGUGUGAGUGUGUGUGGUGCACAGUCUGCACCUUCUCCCCCACCCCCACCCAUUCGCCGAGUUAUCAGCUUCCCCGUCCCCCUGGGUCACUUGCCGUACUGUCAGGAGCUCUGAGGCGCCGAGUGCUGGUCGCGCACUCACUCCUCCGGCCCGGGCCGAGCCAUGGAGCGGCGGCGGAGCGCGGCCGCCCUCCUCCCGGUGGCAUUUCUCUGUCGGACCUAUCCCUAUUUCUGCUGCCUGGUCUGCUGGAUACUAAAGGGGUGCAACGGGGCCGCGGGACACAACCAAGUUAAUUUACUAGACUCCAGAGCUGUAAUGGGAGAGCUGGGGUGGAUAGCCUACCCAAAGAAUGGGUGGGAAGAAAUCAGUGAGGUUGAUGAGAAUUACAGUCCCAUUCACACAUACCAAGUGUGCAAUGUAAUGGAGCAAAACCAGAACAACUGGUUGCAGACUAACUGGAUCUCCAACGAAGGGGCCAACCGCAUUUUCAUUGAGCUGAAGUUCACAUUACGGGACUGCAACAGUCUCCCUGGAGGCCUUGGCACUUGUAAAGAGACAUUUAAUGUGUAUCAUUUUGAAUCAGAUGAUGAUGAUGGGAGAUACAUCAGAGAGAACCAGUACACUAAAAUUGACACAAUAGCAGCAGAUGAAAGUUUCACAGAGCUAGAUCUCGGAGAUCGAGUCAUGAAAUUAAACACAGAGGUCCGUGAGGUUGGCCCCCUGUCCAAAAAGGGAUUCUACCUCGCCUUUCAGGAUGUUGGCGCCUGCAUUGCUUUGGUCUCUGUGCGGGUGUACUAUAAGAAGUGUCCAUCUACAUUCCGAAACCUUGCUAUUUUUGAAGAUACGAUCACAGGAGCUGAUUCAUCUUCACUGGUGGAGGUGCCAGGUACAUGUGUCAACAAUUCAAUAAAAGAUGACACUCCAAAAAUGUACUGCAGUGCUGAUGGGGAGUGGUUGGUUCCGAUUGGGAGGUGCUUGUGCAAAGAAGGCUAUGAAGAACGAGACAACACUUGUCAAGUUUGUCAACCAGGAUUCUUUAAAGCUUCACCAUAUAGUCCAUAUUGCAGCAAGUGUCCUCCCUACAGUUAUACGUAUGAUCGGGGAUCGAUUCUGUGUCAUUGCAUGGAAAACUACUUCAGAAGAGACAAUGACCCACCUUCAAUGGCCUGCACAAGACCACCAUCAGCCCCACAGAAUGUCAUCUCCAACAUCAAUAAUACCAGUGUGAUUCUGGACUGGAGCCCCCCUGCUGACGCAGGAGGGAGGAAGGAUGUGACGUAUCUAGUGGUCUGCAAGAGGUGCAGUGUGGAUUUGAUUGAGUGUGAUGAGUGUGGCGGUGGAGUGCGAUAUAUCCCUCAGGAGACCGGGCUGACGAACACUUCAGUGAUGGUGGUGGAUCUCCUGGCUCACACCAAUUACACCUUUGAGAUUGAAGCAGUGAAUGGAGUGUCAGAGCUCAGCCCCGUCCCGAGGCAGUUUGUGUCUGUAAAUGUCACGACAAAUCAAGCAGCACCUUCACCGAUUACUGUUGUCAAAAAGAAGAAGGUGGCCAAAAAUAGCAUCUCCUUGAUGUGGCAAGAACCAGACCGACCCAAUGGAAUCAUACUGGAGUAUGAGAUCAAGUAUUUUGAAAAGGAUCAGGAGACUAGCUACACAAUCAUUAAAUCCAAAGAAACUGAGAUCCUGGUCGAUGGUCUGAAGCCCACAACAGUGUAUAUCUUUCAGAUACGAGCCCGGACAGCCGCAGGAUACGGGGGCUACAGUCGGAAAUUUGAGUUUGAAACCAGCCCAGUUUCCUUGCCAGCCGGUGACCAGAGUCAGGUGCCAAUCAUUGGGGUGUCUGUGGCAGUGGGUAUGAUCCUGGUGGCAGUCGUGUCCGGACUGUUGCUUAGUGGAAGGCGAUGUGGGUACAGUAAAGCCAAGCAGGAUCCGGAAGAGGAGAAGAUGCACUUCCACAAUGGUCACAUUAAAUUACCAGGAAUAAGAACAUAUAUUGAUCCUCAUACCUAUGAAGACCCAAGUCAAGCUGUUCACGAAUUUGCCAAGGAAAUCGAUGCAUCAUGUAUAACCAUUGAAAGAGUCAUUGGAGCAGGUGAAUUUGGUGAGGUUUGUAGUGGUCGUCUGAAGUUACCUGGGAAAAGAGAGUUUCCGGUUGCCAUCAAAACUCUAAAAGUUGGUUAUAUGGAGAAACAGCGCAGGGAUUUUCUUGGUGAAGCGAGUAUUAUGGGACAGUUUGACCAUCCAAACAUCAUCCACCUUGAAGGAGUAGUCACUAAAAGUAAACCAGUUAUGAUAGUGACAGAAUAUAUGGAGAAUGGCUCUCUUGAUACUUUUUUAAAGAAAAACGAUGGCCAGUUUACAGUAAUCCAGCUGGUGGGAAUGUUGAGAGGAAUUGCCUCCGGAAUGAGAUAUCUUUCAGACAUGGGUUAUGUCCACCGAGAUCUGGCUGCUCGAAACAUCUUAGUCAACAGUAACCUGGUCAGUAAGGUUUCUGAUUUUGGUCUUUCCCGAGUGCUGGAAGAUGACCCAGAAGCUGCUUACACAACAAAGGGAGGAAAAAUCCCAAUCAGGUGGACAGCUCCUGAGGCGAUUGCUUACCGCAAGUUCACCUCAGCCAGUGAUGUCUGGAGUUACGGAAUUGUCAUGUGGGAGGUGAUGUCGUAUGGAGAGAGACCUUACUGGGAAAUGACUAAUCAAGAUGUGAUAAAGGCUGUGGAAGAGGGCUACCGUUUGCCUACUCCCAUGGACUGUCCUGCCACCCUCUACCAGCUGAUGCUUGACUGUUGGCAGAAGGAUCGCAACAGCCGGCCGAAGUUUGAAGAAAUAGUUAGCAUCUUAGACAAAAUGAUUCGUAAUCCAUGCAGCUUGAAGAUGCUGGUUAACGCCUCCACCAGAGGAUCUAACUUACUAAUGGAGCACAAUACGAUGGGCUUCAGUGCGUACCGGUCUGUGGGAGAAUGGCUGGAGUCACUUAAGAUGGGUCAGUACACAGAAAAUUUCAAUGAAAGUGGAUACACCUCGUUGGAUGUGGUUACCAAAAUAACUCUGGAAGAUUUGAAGAGAAUCGGUGUGGGUCUUGCUGGCCACCAAAAGAAGAUAAUGAACAGCAUUCAGGAGCUUCGAGUUCUGUUUAUGAACGGCAUGAUGCCUGUGUGACACCCUCUAACUGCUUGAGCUGCUGCCAGCCAUUCAGCACUUUUGUCUUUCUCUGUGGUUAUUCCUGUGUGCUAAAGGGUGCAGGGGGGUGGGGGGAAGAAUGUCUGGACCAAGAGAAUGCAAUUAUUGCUCACUUUAUUGUUUCUGUAUUUGAAUUCACUAAUUGCUAAACCUUGAAAUCAUCAUCACUGGAAAACUAUGUGUUUAAGACAAAUCCAACAAGGGUUGUUGUUCAUCCACUUCCUUCCAUAACAAGCAGCACUGAACACCUUGGCACAAUUAUUCCCCUGUUAGGUGGCAAUGGUACCUGCAUUACAAGACUCUAAUUUUCUAUGGAGAACAUCUGAUUCUGUGUCAACUUCAAAUGAUCUAAAAAUGACAGUAGAUCCAUAAUAGUUAACGUAAGUUUGCUGUAUCAAGUUUUAAUGACCAACAGUUGUGUAUUGAAGAGCAAUAUUAUUAAGUUUACUACUUUGUAGUAAGUUGUUUUGUAAAUUAUAAGUGCAGUUAUAAUAUGCUAUAUUUAAUAAGUUAUAGAACGUAGUAUAUAAGGUCUUUGCUUGACUCGGUCUUGAUCAGUUUGUAUUUAUUGAUUAAAAAUGUUAGCACGUAAUGAAAUGUUAUUUGAAAACAUAUUUACUUUGCUCUUAAUAUUUGAAUUUUCAUCUGUAUAUAUUGUACAGUUUGCUACUGCAGGGUACAGACUUUUCUGUGUAACAAAUUAACUGUAUAAUUUGACUAAGAUGAGUGACACUUAACAUUUUAAUUUGAGGACCCUCCUUUGGUUCCAAAUGGUAUGAAGCUGAGAGCUGUAAUGUAAUACUGGUGUUAAUUUGGAUUGGUGAGAUUGCAUUGUAGGGAGAUAAAGAACCUUCAUUAACUGCAGUACUGAAGUAACAGUGUUACUCUUGCAUGUUAGCUUUAACUUGCCAGGUUACUGAAUGUGUGAUCCAGUAAUGGCAUAGCGAGCGGCACAUGGGACCUGGGUAAACUGGGCAAACUAUUUUGUAUUUCCUAAUCUAAUCAGAUUGAAAGAAUGAAACAUUACCAAUGCAAGAUCUGGGAAGAAUAUGUAUAUUAGGCUGGAUGAUUUUAAGUCAAUGCAGUUUAUAGAAAGAGGAAUACAAGUGUGGGAGCAACAGACUGGGUUAAUAAAGAUAAGAGAUACAACUAUGAACAUGUUUUUUACAUUUUUGAAAUCUCCACCCAAGUAAGUGUGGUAAUUGUUAGUGGUACCAGAGAAUUUGUUUAGCAGUAAUUUCAAUUCAAUGAAAGAGCCACCCAGAGUGAGAUGGAUAAGAAUUAAUAUUAUGCAGCAUUCAGUCUGUUCCACAACAUAAGUACAACUGUCUCAUUUCAUGCAAUGUAUUGAAGGGAUUCUGGCAGUGAGAAGGUUUUCUUUUGAAACCCAACAUCAGGGCAGCAGAACACAGUAGGACAAACUCUAACAAAUCUCCAGGACCUAAUGUUUCCCAACCCAAGGUCUGAAGGAAAGCAGGUGACAAAAUCACAGAUAAUCUUCUAAGGCAUUCUAUUUUGUAAUAGUCUCUUUAGGUUGGAAAAUUGCAUGAGUAAUUUUAUUAUUUAAAGAAAUGUAGAAGACAGAAAUUGGAAUAUUAUAUACACAUUGGUUCAACAUUUGUGCUGCAGAAGUUGAUGGGAACUGUAAUGACUAGCUGAAUGAUUCAGCAUAAAUGGAUUUCAUGAAGAAAGUAAAGUUGAUGGAGGAUGUAAGUUAUAUUGUGUACCAGAAGGCAUGUGAUAAGGGUCAUGUUUGAGAGGAUUGCGUAAAAAUAAGGUCUUUGGAACUGAAGGUAAGGUAUUGAUCAGUUUGAAGUAUAGAUAGGCAGUUGAAGGCAAAGAGUAAAAUUAAAUGGCUUGUGUCCAAAUAGGAAGGAAAACUUUUACAUAGAUUGUGAUCUGAUUGUGGGGACUCGUAAAAGAAUAUACAGUAGAGAGCUACACAGAGAUACAAAUGUGCUAAGUAGAUUGGAGCAUGAAAUUCACAAGAAAUUGAUAGGCUGAGCAGACAGUAUAUGGCAGAUAUCCUUAACACAAAUAACCGAAGUUGUUCGACUUGGUUCUACAGAAUUUAGAUUUAAAUUAUAUUAAUAUGGUAAAGGCUGUGAAGAGUGGAGGCUUAAUGAAACUUAGAACUCUGUAUGCAUUGAUUGACAUUUCCUGACAUUUCCAGGAUCUUGAUCGGAAUAAUAGAGACUAUGCUUUUGCACUUUGGAUAGUCUGAGAAAAGGAUGUAUACACUCACUGGUUAAUUUAUUAGGUACACUAACUUGUUUAUGCAAAUAUCUAAUCAGUCAAUCAUGUGGCAGCAACUCAAUGCAUAAGAAAAGCAAGCAGACAUGGUCAAGAUGUUCAGUUGUUGUUCAGACCAAACACCAGGGUGCAAUCCAAAUGACUUUGACAGCGGAAUGAUUGUUAGUGCCAUAUGGUGUGGUUUGAGUAUCUCAAAAAUUUCUGAACUUCUAGGAUUUUCACAAACAACAGUCUCUAGAGUUUACAAAGGGUGGUACAAGAAUCAAAAAUCUUCCAGUGAGCAGCAGUUAUGUGAGCUAUAAUGUCUUGAUAGUGCGUGAUGUCAGAGUAGAAUGGCCAGACUGGUUCAAGCUGACAGGAAGGUGACAGUAAUUCAAAUAACCACGUGCUUCAACAGUAGGGUGCAGAAGAGCAUUUCUAACACACAACACAUUGAACCUUGAAGUGGAUGGGCUACAGCAGCAGAAGACCACAACUCAGAGGAGGUACCUGGUAAAGUGACUACUGAAUGCAUUUUAACAUUGAAGUGCUUAGAAGUUAGUAAACCUGCGCUUCCAAAUCAGGCCAUGGAAUGUCCUGCCAUAAAAUGCAGCAAAUGCUAUUUCAAAUAAUCAUUUCAAAACCAAGAUCAAUAGCUUUCAUUGGUUGAGAUUGUUAUAAUAAAAUGACGACAGCUAGAUAAAAUUAGGAUACAGAACAGUCAUUAUCUCACUGUUGGCAAAACAAACUCAAAAGACCAAACAACCUGUUCUUGCUCCUGUGUUUAUACAUCAGUUAUAAAUUGCUGUCUAGAAAUUUGAAACUACAAAACAGAUGAACUCACUCAAUUAAUCUCCACUAAAAAAAAUAGCUACUGAGGGGCUCAUGAAGAACAAUAGCUAUGAUACUGGAUAAAUUCAGGCUUGCUGUUAAAAGACAAAUCAUCUCAUUAAGGAAAGCAAAGAUUAAUAUUAAUUUUCAAUUAAAAUGAUUUUAAAGGUAAACUCCAACACUAUAAAGGUUACAGUAUUUCUGCUUCUCAAUUUACUUGGCAAUGCAUAUUUUAUGUUCACCAUUGCAGAUAUUUUAAAAUGUGCUUUUAAAGGUUUUUUUCUCUUGGCAAGUCAGGACAGAUAUGCCAGUGAGUUUUAUGAUCUAAAGUAUGUUGAAAGAAAUUUCAAAACAUCCAAUUCUCUACAGUUGUCAGAGAAAUGCAUCAAAGAAGUUCACAUAUUCAUCAACUAGAGUUGAGAAUACUUUACCUUUGUAAGGUUUGACUGGUGAGCAUACCAGUAACCCAACUCCUCCACCACAAAGGUUUUUGGAGCCAUUUAAAGUCCUAUUAUCCAUACAGCUAUAGGUACUGACUGGAUCUAGAUUGGUUCUACAUUCAGUGUCUGAAGGUGAUAAGGCAAGGCUUAUCUAGAUGGUGCUGAGGUUCCAAACUUCUGAGGGUCAGCCAAAAUAUGCUACAAAGUAGAAUUAAAUGCUUGUCCUUACACAGCCUCUGAGUGCUUUAUUGCUUUUGAACUUCAUAAGGAAAAGCAUGGUGUAUGAGCACCUGACAUUACCUUCCUAGCCCUGAGUCAGUUAUAGGUCUUUGAAUUGCAUAUUAAAUGAGGCCUUUCAUCUGACACAGCUCCUUGUGAAUGUGCUAUCUGGUCAACCCUCAGUGUUUAUAGGACAUCAAGCUGAAUGAUCCAAUUUAUGCCAAUGAUCAUCCUAUUAAAAUGAUAAUUUGGCCCCUUUUCAUUCUGAAAAGCACAGAAACAUUUCCUUUAUAUUUGCUCUCUUCUUUUCAUUCGAGUAACUGUGGCAAUAAUGACAUCACCUAUUUGACCCAACACAAAUCAAUGCCAGUUCUGUGGAGAUGGUUGAUAGACAUCUCCACACCUGAGUUUUUCGCUCUCAAUCCAUAAAUUAUAAGUCAAGCUUUUAUCCUGCUGUGUUUUCUAUCUGGUUCAGUCUGUUCUGUGAAAACCACAUUGAUCUGAGACCUGCAUAAAUGGCCAUCCCAUUUAUGUAUUUAUGUGACUGACAGUCAGUCCCAGGGUUAGAAAAUGACCACCUCAUGCACAUGGGCCAGGCAGACAAACAUGCCAAUUGAGAGAGGGCUUGAAAUUGGAAGGAUUGCCUGUCCGCGUUGGACAGAAAGAUCAGUCCAACACCAUGGUGGCGACAAUGCAAUGGUCUAGUCCUUUGGUGAAGCCCCAUCUAGAGAAGACUGACAUAACUCACCUUCAUUGGUGUAAUGUCCAGCAUUCAGUUUAGCAUUAUCUGAGUUGAAUUCCUUGUGGACCAAUGCCAUGUUGGCAGAAAUGAUCAGACUUAAUGAAUAUAUGAGAGUAGGGAUAGUGCAAAAGUGGAAUAUAUUCCCAGAGUUGUGUGCACUUGGAGUGAAGGCAGAUUGUGGUACUGGUGUGGGGGAAGUAUUUUAAUGAAAAGAAUAAAGUGCAUGAUUAUUGGGAGAUUUCCUUUGAACUACUGCAAGAACAUGAAACUAUUUCUAUUGCUAACUCGAUCAUUUUGAAUUGUGCAUUAUCUUUGUGUUGAUGUUAUUAGGGUGCAUCGAGGAAUUUUUAAAGAAACGUAUAUUCACUUUUUUUAGGUGAUCUGUAAACUGAAACAGAAUACAGAUUAAUUCACAUGCAGCAAAGCAGCUUACAGUGGAGCAGGGUGAUCCAACCAACUGCACUUGACGCUUUCAGUUACUGGGUAAUAAGCAAACACAUAAACACUGUUAGAGUUGAGAUUUGCUUUUGGUUGUUUAUGACUAAAUUAAAUUUUAACAGCUUUAGCGUGCUUUAUUUAUUUUAAGAGCUGUAUCCGAACACAGUGUGUGUAUUUGUUUGUGUACAUGUUUUUGUAGUGUAAGAUAUGAGAUUUUAUAUUUUCAUAAAAAAUAAAUUUUUAUAUCAUUA